This is a messenger RNA of Aplosporella prunicola CBS 121167, 2850 nucleotides long. RefSeq lists its product as uncharacterized. Gene Ontology annotation, biological process: positive regulation of transcription from RNA polymerase II promoter by galactose; DNA-templated transcription. Gene Ontology annotation, cellular component: nucleus. The transcript is spliced from 3 exons. The record is from RefSeq and is a predicted model, not a curated record. Gene Ontology annotation, molecular function: zinc ion binding; RNA polymerase II cis-regulatory region sequence-specific DNA binding; DNA-binding transcription factor activity, RNA polymerase II-specific. Bases 183 to 2702 code for a protein of 839 amino acids. NCBI's taxonomy places the organism in Eukaryota, Fungi, Ascomycota, Dothideomycetes, Botryosphaeriales, Aplosporellaceae.
UGGCCGUCAUGGGUCUGAGAUUUUUCAAUAAGUUGCGUCGAGCUGCGUCGUCGAGCUGCGUCUUUUCUUUUUCACUCCUUCGUCUUUAAAACGUCGUCAUCGUCGCGGGAUGAAGCCGUCGUGACACAAACACCAUCCCUCGAGCAUUCCCCCAACACCACCACAAGGAAGGGAGUUGCCGAAUGUUCCACACGUUCCAGAGCUCCGCCGCCCUCAAGUCGCCGGGCGCGGGCGAGGCCGCGGCGACGGGCGGAGGCGGCGCUGGCGCGCCCGAGGGCACAAACAACAAGCCGCCCGUGAGCGUGCGCUCGGGAGGCUCGCGGCGCAUCUCGACGAGCAACGCGUGCGUCGAGUGCCGCCGGCGCAAGAUUCGGUGUGACGGCACCCAGCCGUGUGGCCAGUGUCUGUGGUAUCAGCACCCGGAGGCGUGCAGCUACUCGAAGCCGGCUCAGCGCAUCGUCCCCUCGCGCAAGCUGGUGGACCGCCUGCAGGGCCAGAUCGACCAGUACAAGCUGGUGCUGGAGCGCCUGUUCCCCCUCAAGGACAUCGACGCCCUCGCCUCGCUGCCGCGCGAGGAGCUGCUCAAUCUCGCUCUGACCUCGCCUGCCGCCUCGGCCACCUCGCCCACCUUCUCCGCGCCCCACACCCUCUCCGAGCCCGCCCCCGACUCGGAUGAGGCCGAGAGCCUCGAGGCUGCCCUGGAGGCUGCCCCCGACGAGGACCCGGAAUGGGACGAGGCCCGCAAGCACCAGAUCAAGAUCCAGGGCAUCUCCGACGAUGUCAAUGGCCUCUCCAUGUCCGUCGACCGCCCCUCCUCGUACGUCGGCGUCUCUUCCAUCACCGCCGCGCUCAAGGUCAUUGUGCGCAUCGCGCCCAUCGCCAGGCCUUAUAUCGACUACAAGGGCAACGAGACGGCACUGCCCAGCCGCAGUGGCACCCCGCCGCCAGAAUUAAUCGACGACAAGCCUAAUGCUUUGCCGAACGUCGAGGUCGGUCUGGACUUGAUAGACCAGUACUUUGAAAAGGUCCAUCCGUUCCUUCCCAUGCUCGACGAGUCAAAGUUCCGCACGUCGUACCGCCGCGGCAACCUUUGCGAUCCGCCAUGGCUGGCAUUGCUGAACAUGGUGUUCGCGCUUGGCUCAUUAGCCUCUUCUAACGCAAGGAACGGAGACCACUACACCUAUUUCACAAGAGCACGGCGGCACGUCAGCCUCGAGACGUUCGGCAGCGGGAACCUGGAAGUCUGCCAAACCAUGGGAAUGAUGAGCGGGUAUUACAUGCACUACCUGAACCGCCCCAACGAGGCAAACUGCCUGAUGGGUGCCACGCUACGCAUGGCAACAGGUCUGGGGCUGCAUAGAGAAUACUCGAGCUCGGCCGCCGAGGGCAAGGGGAACGGAAUGCUUGGGCUGAAGACUGAUGCAGCAAUAGCCGAGACAAGAAGAAGGACGUGGUGGAGUUUAUUUUGCCUUGACGUGUGGGCAAGCACCACAACGAGCAAGCCGAGUUUAGGGAGAGUUUGCUCUGCAGUUACGGUCUUGACGCCGGGAAAAGUGAUGGAAGACCCAAUGAGUCGGCAGAAUGUCCACGACCUCCGUGUCCUCCCACUCGUCCAUAAUGUCGAGUUCUGCAAGAUUGGCACCCGCAUCCAGGACUUGCUGGCUGCCUCGCCUGUGGUCAGGUUUGAAGAACUGGCCCAGAUCGACAACGAUCUCGUCUCAUGGCAGAACAAUCUGCCAUCCAUCCUGGCCACCAACGAGCCAUGCCCAGAGUUCUUGAGGGUCCCUCGUUCUGUCAUGAAAUGGCGGUACCAGAACCUGCGUGUCGUCUUGCAUCGACCCUGGUUGCUGUCCAGCGCCCUCCGCCACGCCCCUUUUGCAGCUCUUAGCGCUGAGGAAAAGGUAGCCGUCGGCAAGUGCAGGGUGAUGGCAGGACAGAACAUCGAUGACAUCAGCGCCGAAUGCACACCAGACCUGAUUUCCGGAUGGAACGCUGUGUGGUUCUGCUUCCAAGCGUGCAUGGUGCCGCUAAUCUCAUUGUUCAGUGACCCUCUGAGCAUGCCCGAAGAGGUGAACAAGUGGAAGGCCCAAAUUGAGCGGGCACUGGCCUUUUUUGACCGAAUGCUCGAAUGGAGCGUUGCAGCGAAGAAGAGCCACGAUGCUAUCGCUCGGCUGUACGAGGCAGCAAAGAUGCACAUAGAAAGCGUCGAGGAGCAGGUCAGGGCGCAACAUGCCGAGUACGCACGAAUGUUUGAGACAGACUCGGGCGCCGAGAGUAAAGACAACAUGGCGGUCCAACACAGCCAUAACGAGCAGAACUACCACCAGCAGCGACAGGAUGCCUUCCGCGCGCCCUUAAAGGACAACGGGACUCCUUUCAACCAGACCCCCUACCCUCAAACGCACCAGCACUUCACGCCCACGGGGGUCAGCGGGCUGAACGGCAUGUCUCAGAUGUCGGGCGUCGGCAUGGGCAUCUGGCCCGCGCCUCCGCCUCCGCCGCCCCCGCCUCCUCACAACGGAGGCCUCGGGGAGCAGGGCACCGCCGGGCUGGGCAGCCUGUCGGGCUUCUGGGAUCAGAUGAUGUGGGACACAGGGUUCCCGGAGAUGGCGGAGGAUCCGUUCGGGCUGAACGGGGAAUUCAACUUUCCGCCGGCGAGCCAGGACGCGAACGGGGCGGCGUGCUGGGAGCUAGGGAAUUGAGCAUGACGAAUAGGUACCACCUAGGUAGAUAGUCGGGAGUCGGAGACGGUGGCGCGGGAAGAGAGGUGGUGAGAGGUGCGACGGGCCAGGGCAUCCGUCCGGGCCGAGGCGGGAGCGUGUGCGGCUGUUGUAUACCCAAAACGGGGGU